Molecule: messenger RNA, 1362 nt
Organism: Microsporum canis CBS 113480
Lineage: Eukaryota; Fungi; Ascomycota; Eurotiomycetes; Onygenales; Arthrodermataceae
Product: processing/enhancing protein
Exons: 5
Coding region: 1-1362 (453 amino acids)
Cellular component (GO): mitochondrion
Molecular function (GO): metal ion binding
Source: RefSeq, a predicted model, not a curated record
AUGUUGCUUCCGCGAGCUUCCCUUGGCCGGAAUGCCGUGCGCGUCUGGCGCAAUGGCUCCUAUAAACAGGUCGCCCAGCGAGGCAUGGCAUCGCACGCUGGCCUUGAGUUUGAGGCGAGCGAGGCCGCUGGCGUGAAGAUUGCCAGCAGGGAGGUGUCAGGACCAACUACCACGCUCACCGUCGUUGCAAAGGCCGGUUCCAGAUACGAGCCAUUGCCUGGCUACUCCGAGGUCUUGGAGAAAUUUGCAUUCAAGUCCACCCUCAAGCGUUCCGCUCUACGAAUCACCCGUGAGAACGAACUGCUCGGAGGACAGCUCUCCUGCUACCGAUCAAGAGAGAAUCUCGUUCUCUCUGCCCGCUUCCUCAACAACGACCUCCCAUACUACGCCGAACUGUUGGGAGAAGUUGUCUCGCAGACCAAGUAUUGCACCAACGAACUCAACGAGCUGGUCUUCAACCUCGUUAAAUUCUCCCAGAACGCCAUUGCCGCAUCUCCAUCUGCCCAGGCUCUCGAUGCUGCACACACCCUUGCAUUCCACCAGGGACUCGGAAACCCACUCACCAUCCCAGCCUCUGCCCCAUUGAAGAAGUAUGUCUCUGCUGAGGGCGUCGCCGAUUUUGCCCAAGGUGUCUACACCAAGCCAUCCAUCGCCGUUGUCUCCAGCGGCUCCAACUCGGCCGAGCUAUCCAAGUGGAUUGGCCAGUUCUUCACCGAGCUUCCCACCACCACCGCUUCCGGCAAGUUCGCCCCCGCUACCAGCCAACAGACCAAAUACUAUGGAGGAGAGCAGCGAAUCUCCAGCCAGGCCGGAAACGCCGUUGUCAUUGCCUUCCCCGGUUCCAGCGCCUACGGCACCUCUGGAUACAAGCCGGAGCUCGCCGUUCUUGCUACCCUCUUAGGCGGAGAGUCCAGCAUAAAAUGGUCUACCGGAUCCUCCAUCCUCGCCAAGGCCACCGAGGCAUUCCCUGCCUAUACCGAUGCUGGAUUGUUCCACAUCACCGUCUCUGGCCAAACUGCUGACCGUGUCUCCCAGGCCGCCAAGGCUGUCGUUGAGGCCCUGAACAAUGUCGCUGCUGGCAACGUUGCCGCCGAGGAUGUCAAGAAGGCCAUUGCUCUCGCUAGAUUCCGUGUCCUCGACGUCGGAUCUAGCUUGACUGCUGGAAGUGAGGCUACUGGCUCUGCCCUCAUCCAUGGUGGCAAGUCAUUCAGCAUUGCUGCCAACGCCCAAGAUCUUGAGAAGGUCACCGAAGCUCAGGUCAAGGCUGCUGCUAAAUCCCUCCUAAGCAACAAAGCUUCCGUCGCAAUCGUCGGCGAGCUGUUCACUCUUCCAUACGCCUCUGACCUCGGUCUUACCGUGUAA